AUGUUUUUUAGACUACUGGCUAUUAUUCUUGCAGUAUUCCACACAUGGCCGCUGAACUGCGCUCAGACAAAUAUGAACAAUUAUAAGCGGACACUGGCUCAGGGAGCAGACAGAGCGCUUGCUGGUGUAGGGAGAGAGCGCUGCGGCUCUAUCAGCCGUAAGCGGCCGCCGCGCUCCACGGCGCAGCACUACCCCCUAGCGGGCGUGCCUGGACGGUACACUCACUUGACAGACCUGCAAAUAAGAAAAACUCAAAUAGUAAGGUCAUGUUCCAACGGGUGCAGCAGGUUAAGUGGCUCUGAAUUGCUCGAUGACCUUAACUUUAAUACGAAUGAGAAGGACAUAUAUGAUGGACCAAAGGAAGAUUCUUUCAUAUGGGAGAGAGACGAAAAACAGACAAUCUCAAAGAUCAAAAAGGCACAGUGGGCAACUUACCCUGUGUCAACAAUUAAGUCAUCUAGUUUAGCAAAAGACAUGGACUCAUACAAGCCAUUUAAAUCAACAAUAAAAGGACACCCAGAGCAAAAUCACAUGUCAUCUCUGCAGAGGGAACAGGGUGGUGGUUUUAUAGACAGCUCCACCUUAGUAAGAAGGGUUGCACGCAGCCUUGGAGAGUUCCACAGUAAAGAAGAAGAGAUUUCAGAAGAUAAGGAGCAAAGUCAGAUCCAUCACACUGAUUACUCAGCAGAAAGUGAGGAGUACACCGGAGAGCAAGGAGGGUUGCAGACCACUGCUGGGGAACUAUGGAGGGCAGAUGUACGGGAUGUCCCAGCAAAGUGGAUGACUGCGUUGUAUUUCAAUGGACAGGCUGAGCAAAUAAAGAUGAACCCUGCAUUUGCCAUAGAACAGCCCCGCUCUAGGUUCACUUUAGAGUUGUGGGUCAAGCCGGAAGGGGGCCAGAAUAAUCCCGCCAUCAUAGCAGGUGUGUUUGACAACUGUUCAUAUCCCUUUAGUGAAAAAGGUUGGUCUGUCGGCAUUCGAACAGUAGACUCUACUGGAAGAAAAGAUGGCAGGUUUUUCUUCUCUCUUCGCACAGACCGUGCCCUCAAAUCCACCAUAAUCACCGGACAUCAGCGCUACCAGCCUAACAGCUGGACUCAUUUGGUGGCCAGUUAUGAUGGCCACAAGAUGGUGCUCUACAUAGAUGGCUCCAAGGUUGGUGAGAGCACUCAACAGUCAGGCGACCUGUACAGUUUGUACAUCAAGACCUGUCGCCUGUUUCUGCUGGGAGGGGACCAGUCUGAUAACAAACAUAGUUUCAGAGGGCAUUUAGGAGGUGUUGUGCUAUGGGGUUAUGCACGUUCUCAUGAAGAUGUCCUUAAAAUUCACCACCACAAUGCAGGGAUGCAAGACCCCAUUCUGGCUCAAUGGGCAGAUUUCUCAGAGGUAGAGCAUCAGUGGGUGCCUUACAAAGACCGUCACAACCCAUCCAUUGUGGCACUUCCCAUUCCAGAGCAACAGCGUGUGUCUUCAUUUCUGCCUCCUACAUGUGGGGUGACCAUAUGUGACAAUGCAGACAUUGCCCUAAGUUAUAACCAGCACUGGCAACUGAGGGCAGAGAAGCGCCUACGUUACCGUGUUGUGAACAUCUGCAAGGAUGAUGGUAGUGAUCCCACGGUCUCUCUGCAGCAGAUCCAGCUGCAACACAUGGCCUUGGAAGAGGCCUUUCGGGCGUAUAACAUCACAUUGGAGCUCAGCAUCCACACCAUCUACAACUCCUCCCUACAAUACCGAUUCAUACUCAGUACCUGCCACAUUGCCAAGGUGGGGAACCGCCACUGCGAUCCAGAGUGUGACCAUCCUCUCACGGGCCAUGAUGGGGGUGACUGCUUGCGCAUGGGGCCCUGCUACAACUGGAAGAGGAGUGAUGGAGUCUGCAACCCAGAGUGCAACAGAAUUCACUAUGAUUAUGAUGAUGGUGAUUGCUGUGAUCCUGAGGUCACCGAUGUCACGAAGACCUGCUUUGAUCCGGAGUCUCCACACAGGACCUACCUGAGUGUGAAGGAACUGAAGGAUCUGCUUCAUCUGAGCAGUUCAGACACACUGAACGUAUUCUUCGCUAAUAAUUCAGCACGUGAGGAGCUUGCUGGGGUUGCCACCUGGCCAUGGGCCAAAGAAGCCCUUACACAUCAAGGUGGAAUGAUACUUAACCCUGCUUACUUUGGCACAAAAGGACACAAAAACACCAUGAUCCAUGAGAUGGGCCAUAUUUUUGGACUGUACCACGUUUUUAAGGGCGUGAGUGAACGCGAGUCAUGUGACGAUCCUUGUCAAGAGACCACUGCAUCCAUGGAGACGGGUGAUCUCUGUGCCGAUACAGCACCAACACCAAAGUCUAAAGUUUGCCACGACCCUGAUCCAGUCAAUGACACUUGUGGCCUUACCCAAUACAAAGACACACCUUACAACAACUACAUGAGUUAUACAGAUGAUGACUGUACAAACCAUUUUACACCAAAUCAAGUAGCUAGGAUGCACUGUUAUGUUGACUUGGUCUACAAAAACUGGGUUCAUGGCAGAAAGCCCACCCCCAUUCCUCUUGCGCCAAUGGUGGUUGGUCAAGAUGCAGAUUCUGUCUCAAUUAAUUGGCUCCAUCCAGUCAGUGGGCCACUUGGCCACAGUGAGGGUGAUGUGAGCUGCCAGCUCUGUGAUGAGAAUGGUGCAUUCCAUCAAUACGCCUUUGAAGCCACGUCACCACAUGCCUGUGAUUCCACUGGAUACUGGACACCAGAGGAAGCAGUGGGGGCCCCUGAUGUGUACCAGCCCUGUGAGCCUAGUAUGCAAUCCUGGAGUCCUGAGGUCAACCUCUAUGAAGCCAACAUGACCACACCAUGCCCCCAGACCGAAGGCUGUUUGCUGGAAUUACGCUUCCUUCACCCUGUUCUUCCUGACAGCUUAACCGUAUGGGUCACCUACACCUCAGCCAAUAUUAAUCCAAUUGCUAAUAUCGUGUUUAUCCUGGAAAAUGGCGAGUCGGUCCACACAGGCCCUCAGCAUGCUUUCUGCGAUAUUCCUUUGACGCUACAUGUACAUACUAGUAAGAAGGUCAAGGCCAUUAAAAUCUCAACCUUUGACAAGAAGCUUGAGAUUGACGCUGUCCUGCUGACCUCGCAGCCCCAGAAUCCUCUCUGCUCCAACUGCCGUCCCCUUCUCUACAGAGUGCUCAGAGAACCACCAAUAAGAGAGGACCAAAGUCCUGUUGUCGUCCGACAGCCCACAUACACUGACAGUGAUGUGAAGAAGGACAUACAGUACCGGUACAGGAUCCAGGUGGAGUCGGACGGUUUAUUCAGUGAACUUUCCCCAGCACUUGUUUACACUCAUGGAGAACAUUUCUGUGGUGACAGCUCACUACAGGGAACUGAGCAGUGUGAUGACGGGAAUCUCAUAGAUGGAGACGGCUGCUCCAAAAAAUGCCAUGUUGAGCCAGGAUUCAAAUGUCAUAGUCAGCCUAGCCUGUGCUAUGUGUUUGAAGGGGAUGGAGUGUGUGAGGAGUUUGAGAGAGGAUCCAGCAUUCAGGAUUGUGGCUUUUUCACUCCGCAGGGCUUCACAGAUCAGUGGGCGUCCACUGCUUUAGGGUCUCAUCAGGACCAGAGGUGCCCUGCAUCAAGGGUCACCGGAGAGCCUGUGCUCAAUCAGAUGUGCAAGUCACAAUAUUUUGACAUAAAUGAAGUAGUGACACCUGAGACAUGGACUCCCUGCACUGCCCAUCUUAACAGCUACUAUAAUCAAGAUCAGCCUGUUUGGCUAAAGGUAGGAUUUGAGAUACCCGGUGUAGCAGUGUCUGUUAUUAUCUACAUGGCCUAUGAUGGUAGUUGGAAUGGAGAGAAUUCCAGGAAAACAGUGACCAUACAACUGUGCGAUACCACUGGGAAAAAACACAUUCUUGGUUCGUACGAGCUGUCAUGCCAGCGUAACCCCCUAGUAGUGAACGUGACUCAUAACUUGAGUGUGCCAUUCUAUCAGACCUCAGCAGUGCAGCUCAACUUCUCCUCCUCUCAAGUGGCUGUGCUGGCGGUUGCAUUGCGUACAUCUUGUCAAUUCAGCGCCUUUGCCCUGACCGGAUGUGUGCGUAGGCUGUGCAGUACAGAUUCAUGUGGUCCUUUGAAAGUGGACCACGCUUCAGUGCGCUGUACUCCAGACAUAGACACUAAACAUUGCUCUGUUUCUUGUCAUCGUGGCUACACCCUCACUGUUCUCCAUGGCCAGGGCUUUUCUUCUCUUCGGACGGAAGCAGAGCUGAGCUGUGUGCAUGGAGUGUGGGACCGUAUAGUGAGCUGUCAGCCGGUGGACUGUGCCCACCCUCCUCAGUCUCAUGUCUAUUUUGCGUCCUUCUCGUGUCCCUGGGGCACCACAUUUGGCAAGCAGUGCACAUUUUCCUGUAACGCCCCUGCUAUCCUGCAAGGGGAAAGUGACACAUUGGUUUGUCUUGAGGAUGGGCUGUGGUCAUACCCAGAAGCUUACUGCAAGAUUGAAUGCCAGAAUCCACCUUCUGUACCCAAUUCCAAGCUACUAGUUCUCCAGUGUGAUGAGGAUGGACAUGAUGUGGGCACUGUAUGCCGUUACAAAUGCAACCCAGGAUAUUAUGUUACUGGCACGCUUGACAAAAAGCCAAGAAAGAAGUUUCUGAGGUUGGAGUGUUUGGAGGGGGGGAAGUGGCAGGAGGGCAGCUGUUCACCUGUUACGUGCCCUGCUUUGCCUCUGAUGUUUGAGGGCAUGUACACCUGCACAAACAACUUCAGCUUUGAUAGCAUCUGCACCCUACAGUGUCCUAACCUAACAGAAAGGUCCAGCAUUCGCUGCACAAAAGACGGCAGAUGGACCGAGGACUUCACUAUGUGUAAAAAGAUAGAGGGAUCAUGCCAGGCUCCUCUUGACUUUAACCUGGUGGAAUACAUCUGUGACGAGGGCUUUGAUGUGGGUGCGGUCUGCUACCCGACAUGCAUUGUGGCCUUAAGUGACCCUGUAGUGUUAGCCAAUGGCACUUCAUCUGAUACAGUAGAGCACUGGAUUCUUCCCAGCAAAGUUCAGAGCAUUGUCUGUGCUGGCAUGUUGAAGUGGCAUCCAAAUCCAGCACAUAUCCACUGUAUUCAGGCAUGUGAGCCAUUUGGUGGAGACGGUUGGUGUGACACCAUCAAUAACAGAGCGUAUUGCCAGUAUGACGGAGGGGACUGCUGUCCAUCAACUCUCUCAUCUAAAAAGGUCAUUCAGUUCGGAGUGGACUGCGAUCACGAUGAGUGCACCUGCCGUGACCCUGAAGCUGAGGAGAACAAGGGCACAGCCAAACACAAGGGGCAAGAGCUGCUAUGAAUAAUAUUGAGGCAGACUGCGUGAACAGCUCCAAUGCUGACUGGAAAAGAAAAUGGAAUAAAAUAACCUGAAUGGUUCUUCCCUUCACAUGAACAGAUAGGCUGUAUUCAAAUGCAGUAAUUCAAACCAUUCAACACUAAUCUAUAAGAUAAUAACUAAUAUAUAUUUUCCAAAAUCUCUAACAUAGUUGUAGGGGUAGAUAUGUCCAAUGUUUACCCCACAAACAUUUAGAACACAAAUAUCAUUGUUUGUUUCACAUGUAGCUAUUUUUUUUAUGAAUAGUUUAUACAAAUAUUAAAUUAGCUCUUGCUUGUUGUGCUAUAUCAAUGUCUCAGAUCUAACAAUAUUAGUUAAUUACAUAAAAUAAUACUUAUCUCUCAACUCUUCAUGCAAACUUCAUCCCAACCACCCUGUUUUUUGUCCAUAUUUGUUUGUCUUUUACCACCAGCAGU
Messenger RNA from Xyrauchen texanus (razorback sucker), 5762 nucleotides. RefSeq names its product pappalysin-2-like. Bases 1 to 5310 code for a protein of 1769 amino acids. Lineage: Eukaryota; Metazoa; Chordata; Actinopteri; Cypriniformes; Catostomidae. The record is from RefSeq and is a predicted model, not a curated record. Gene Ontology annotation, molecular function: metallopeptidase activity. The transcript has 23 exons.